GACGGCCGCUGCUGAACGGACGCAACAUGGCGGAGCGAGGCGGCGAGCGGCCGCGGUCCAGCCGGUCCCGUUCUCCGGUACCGCAGUAAGAACAGAGCGCCCGGUGCCAGCGCAGCUCUCCGGGCUCGUGAAGUCAAGGGGGCGGUUGGCUUCAACACGACGAGGAGAAAAACUGUCGAGGAAACGAUCCGCCAGUGAGGAACCGGAGAUGAGCCGACACACAACAGACGUCCAGGGGUCGGUGCAGGAGUGCGUCCCCUCCCCGCCGCUGCCUGCUGAUCAUGUGCUCGACUCCGGAGCCGUGCUAUUCCCCGGUGCUUUUGAUCAACAUGGCUGCCCUUUGAUCGUGUUCCCAGUGGACGGACAAGCCAGGCUCUCCUCGGGACUCGGCAAAGCAGAAGUGGUGGACUUCAUCAAUUACUUUCUGUGUCUGCACAAUAAGAAGCAGGAGAAGGAGAGUUUGGUGUCCGUGGUGGCUGACCUGAGGCAUGCCUCGCUCCCUACGACCAGGUUCAUCGCAGAGACCCUGCUUCUGCUUGAGCUGCACAAGCGGACAGUCCACAGUGUUUACAUAAUUCAGCCCAAAAAGAAGGAUGCGGUCAAGCUCCUGCUGAAACUCCUGGCUCCAGCCAAGUCCCGCACUGCCUCUUUCAAGAAAGUCCUUUUGAAAGAAAUCUCGGAGCUCUCCAACUACAUUGACCGAAGCCAGCUAACAGCAUCGUUGGGUGGCUACCUUGUUUACUGUCACGAGAGCUGGGUUGCCUUCAUUAAGGAGAUCGAUGCCUUUCUCCAGGAGUUCCUGUCUGUGGUCCAGCGGCUGCCCUCGAGUAUCUCCACCCUGCAGGCUCUGUCCAGGCUGCCGCUGCCCACCACCUUCAGAGAGCUCCGACACUUCUGCUCCACCAACGAGGCCAGGUUCCAGCAACUCAGGAGGGAGCUGGGGCUGGAUGAGCUGCUGAGGCACUGUGAGAGCGUGGUGGAGAAGCUGCGUUACCCUGAGAAGGAGCCGUGCUACCAGGCGAUGGCUGGCACUGCCCUCUUCACCCACACCUCCUUCGACAUGCUCCAGAAUCACAGCAGGAUAACUGCAGCGGUGGAGAAAGUGGAGCUGCUGUGGCAGCAGGCCUUUUCUCAGGCCCGUCUGCAGCUGCAGGGCUUCCAGCUGCGAGAGGAUGCGCUGCAGAUCACAGAGCAGAUCGAAACUCUUCUUCAAGAGAAGCUCCAGCCUUACAAAAUAGAGAUUGCCAAGGAUGCUGCAAGGGCAGUGGCGUUGGUGUCACACUUUGAGGCGUCCAUUCACACUCCUGCUGUGGCGCUUGUUCGCUGUGCUGAAGACGUGAUCCACACGUUAGCGGAGAUCCUGCCGUUCGAGGGUCAGAGCAGGGAGCGCUGGGUUCUGGAUCUGGAGAGGCUGAAGGAGAAGCUCCACUCUGCUGCACACUUCAUACUCCAAACCCUCAGAGCAGUUUCCAACUACCAUCACUACUUCAACAAGGCCAACAGCUGGUACAGUCUGGUCCUCUGUGAGAAUUUCCUCCAGGAGCUGCUGUCAGGUCUUCAUACAGAUGAUGUUCCAACACAUCGUCAGAAGAGGAGCUGGGGCACGAUCCCUGCAUGGAGGCACAAACUCUCCGCUUUCCUGAAGAAGAACCCCCCCCCGCAUUUGGAGGAGCUGGUUCAUCUGGCUCAUCUGUCUAAAGUCAUCCCAGACGAUGCGGUCCAGCAGGCGGGCAAGCACAUGUCUGAGCGGUGCAUGACCCUGAGGAAACUUCUAAUAUCUCCAGGACCUGUGGAUGUGGGUCACCUCCAGCUGGCCUUACAGUGGCAGUAUGAGUUGUUGCGGAGCAGCCAUGUAACUCCGUCCUCUGCUGACAGUGCUACAUACAGAACAGCCAAGGAUGUUCAGGACAGCCCGUCACAGUCCAACCUCACUAAAUGUGAAAGUGGUAAACGAGCAGCACAUCUUCUUGGGACAUCUCCUUUGACUGCUGUUUCUGGGACUGUGUCAGCCGAGGGCAAACCCCCCUCCCUCAGCUCAUUCGACUCAAGCUUGGAUGGAGCAGGGAGCAGCCAGCUGGAGGCCUGGGGAGGGAGGGAAGGAGUGGAAGGUCUGUCUAGACUAGCUGAGACCAGGGACUCUAUGAGACCUGUCAUGAGCCAUCCCCAAAUCCACGAAGAGAACAUCUCAUGUGUUUCAGAUCCCGAGGAUCAGAGAGAGCAGUCUGACUUCGGAUCUGUGGGAAACUCCUCUAGGGCUAGCAUCCAUAUCAUCCCUAAAGUAACCACGGAUUCCCUCAACUUUGAGAUCAAAGUGAAGCGCUCCGCUGCACUACCUAAUAAUCCUUGGCUUAGCUUGCCGGUAGACGAUCUGGAAAACUCAUACACUGUCACCAUCACACACAACCCCACCCCACAGAAGACAGAUCACCGCACCAGUGCCAACCACUCCAACAGGUCUCGAGAUCAGCCCACGAAGACGGAGUCGCUGAGCAGCACACAGCCCAGAGGACCACGGAGCAGGGACUGGAUACUACAUUCACAAAACAGUUUUGAGGAUCCUGAAUUAAGUCCCAUCUGCAACAUACUCUCCAGCACUAUUACAGAUGGAAGAGACAAGUCCAUCUGCACCACAGAGGGGAUUCCUACUCUUCUCUGGGAUUCUUAUGACCUCCAUGACCAGAAUCAGGAUGCUGUGGAUGGUGUGAUCGAUAAGGACUGGGAUGAGAAUGAGCAGGAGGGGUUAAGGGAGGUGGAGAAAAUCCUGGGCAGGGCUGAUGAAAUACUGGAGGAAGAAGAAAAUGUUCUGGCUCAGGAGGCAGUGCUGGAGGCCCUGCUGAGGUCGGAGGACAGGCACCAUCAUUGGCCACCGUGGGACAGUGAGGACCAGCACGGUGUGAUGUCAUCCAGUGAGUUGAUGGAAGCUGGCGUUCUUGGCCUUGAAGACUACCUUCACCCUGCAGAAUAUGACAACCCCAGUGAACCCAGAUCAACUGGAUCUGAAAGUGAAACUAGGGCUUCUGAAGAUGAUGGCCACUGCACUGAAGCUGCAACAGAAGCAGAUACAGCACCAUUUCACAGCAGGCAAGACCUGCUGACUGAGCUAAGGACAGUCCACAUUCUGGACGAGUUGAUCAUGGAGGAGAACCUGAAGAUCCACGAGCUCCGACGCUGUGAAGAAAUUCCCAACAACAAACUCUCAGGGAGCAAACCUUCAGAUACAAACGGGUCGUCAAGUGCGAGCAAAGAAAGGGAGGCUUUCCGGUUACAACUGGAAAAGGAGAAAAGGGAGGUGGAGAAGCUUGAGAAGUGUUUGGAGAAAGAACGCAAAAAAGUGAAGGAGCACAAGGACCGAGCUAGAAAGGUUGUAAAAUGUUCUAUAAUGGACAAGGCUAGAAUUGAGAAUGAGGAGGACCGGGCACUCUGUGAUGAACUUUUAUCAGAGGGCAGUAAUAGAUCACAGAGAACACAUUCUGCAUCUUUGGACCAGAGAGAGGAAACAUCUAAGACUGAAAAUAUUCAAGCAGAAUUGGUUCCUGGUGUUGCCGAAGAGGCUACACCACAAGAAAGUGUGCCUCAAUGUCAAGAUCUUACCCGGUCUGAGGCUGAUCCAUCUGGAUGUAAUAACACUACCUUAAAUAGUACCUCUGAUUUGAAGCAACCUGCUGAAGAGUUGGGAACCCAACCUCAGGGAUGUGUCUUUGGGAAAGAAUUAGACGGAUCUGGUGAAAAUGCUAACAUAUGCAAACAAGAAGCUUCUUUAUCCCCUGAAGUGAGGCCAGAUGAAGGAGCUUUUGACCCAGGUGGAAAAUCACUCCUUCCUCCUGUGCCUAUGCCAAGAAAAGCUUUACUUCCUGUGAAUGACAACCUUGUAGAACACAAAACUCCUUGUUCCACAGAGCCGCUGAAUGCAGCUCUGUCCUCAGUGGCUCAAGAUCCUGGUUCUGUGCAGCUUGAUCUACAAGAUAAAUCACUGGAAUCACUGCCAGAGAAUGUGAGUCUAGCCAUCAGUCACAACGUUCUCGAUCCAAAUGUAAAGGAAAGCAACAACAACAAUAACAAUAACCAGCCAGAGAAAUGUGGGCUGUCAUUAGAGCACUUGUCUGAAAUAACCACUGAAGAUGAGGAGGAUACUUCAGUGGUACCUGCAUGUUUACUACCGACAGAUAUGCACCCUACAGUGGAAAUCCAGACUUUAUCUCCUGUGGAUAAGUGUCCACAGUCAGUACAGUCAGCACCACAGCUGCCUCCUGACCAGCCUCUGGAGUUUGACCCUGGUGGAAGAGACGAGCUGAAUGAAGACUUGCCUGAUGGUGGUCAGAGCUCUGAGGUCUUGAGGAUAUCGGGCUCGGGGUCACCCGGGACUGAGGCCCAGUUUAACAUCAACACGAGAGAGAUGAUGGAUUUUAAGACCCCCAUAGUACUGGACACUGGGUCUGGUUUGAUGAAGGCAGGAUUUGCAGAUCAAGACCAUCCAAACAUUGUAUUCCCAACAAUAAUUGGGAUGCCAAAAUAUGAGGAAAUAAUGAAUGGUAACCUUGAAAGGGAGACCUAUAUUGGACAUGAGGCUCAACACAUGAGAGGGGUCCUGGCUCUGAAGCACCCCAUAAAGAACGGGAUCAUUUGUAACUGGGAUGAAAUGGAAAAGAUCUGGCAUCACACGUUCCAGCAGCUCUGCGUGGAUCCAGAGGAUCACCCUGUUCUACUGACGGAGGCAGCCAUGAACCCCCUGGAGAACCGACAGCGCAUGGUGGAGAUCAUGUUUGAGUGUUUCAAUGUUCCCUUCACGUAUGUGGCCAUGCAGGCAGUGCUGGCACUUUACACGGCGGGAAGAUCCACUGGUGUGGUGUUUGACUCUGGGGACGGAGUGAGCCACAGUGUGCCUGUGUUUGAGGGAUACUGUCUACCUCAUGCAGUGCAGCGCUUCCCUCUGGCUGGUCUGGAUGUUACGAUGCAGCUUAAAAAGCUUCUGCAGGAACAGGGGGUGAGCAUGCGCACCACAGCAGAGAUGGAGAUAGUGAGGGAGAUGAAGGAGAAGUGCUGCUGUGUGGCUCUCAACUAUGAAGCUGAGCUGGCCCAGGGGGGGUCCUCCUGCAGGGAGAUGUAUUACACCAUGCCAGAUGGACAGAUUGUCACCCUCAGCACGGAGCGGUUCAGGGCCCCAGAGAUUCUGUUUAAACCCGAGAUGAUUGGACAGGACCAUUGCGGGAUGCACGAGAGCAUCUUCAAGUCAAUCGUCAGCUCAGACAUCGACCUGCGGCGCUGCUUCCUGGGAAACGUUGUACUGUCAGGUGGGAAUACUCUGCUGCCUGGCCUGCCUGAGCGGCUCCAGGCUGAAAUCAAAGGCCUGGUGCCCGCUGACGUGGGGGAGAGUGUUCGCGUCAGCAGCCCCAAAGACAGAGACUUUUCAGUGUGGAGUGGAGGAGCGGUGCUGGCCAGCCUGCCCACCUUCAGCUCCGCGUGGAUCAGACAGGAAGAAUAUGCGGAGUUUGGCCCGCAGAUCGUCUUCAGGAAGUGCUUCUGAGACGGACUGCUGUAAAGUCUGCAAGCCUGACUCCUGUGUAAUGUACCACUUAAAUUUAUGUCACCAAGUGCAAUAUAUUCAUAGCUCUAAAGUAGUGCCAUGGGUCGGUCUGAGCCAUUAUAACCCCUUUUAAAUCUUUGUCUGCUGUCCUGAUCUUUUUCUGUGGCGUCAGUUUUACCCCGGUCAUCAGUGUGGAUCUUGACUUGUGAGCUCUUACUUGACACCAGCAGGUUUCUGUUGACCUGCUGCUUUGCUUUAUGCCUUUUUAAUCCGUUGAGAUCCACCAAUAUGGCGAGGCUGGAAUUGAAGUUUGUCAUAAAAGUCCUGUCAGUUAACGUUGACGGUCCUCGACAACCGUUUUAACUGUCUUAACUUUCCCAUUCUGGGAAUGUGUUUCUAUGACCCGAGAAUUUAAGUAUAUUGAUGUCUGUGGUUAAGGCACUAGAAUUGAAGCUGGCCUUUAAUUGAUGUCUACCAACUUUGAUUCCUGAAUAAGCGCUUGAGGGACGUGUAGAAGAAACUCACUGUGCUGACUCCAAAUAUAUUUAUAUAUAUAUAUGUAUGUAAUGAUCUAAUAUCAAAUGACUGUGUGUUCAUACAACCAUUUAAAUUUCCUAUAAAAUGGUCUUUUUAUGUGUUAGACAUGGUGAAGGUCGCAUUCAUUUUUGAAACUUGGAUCAAUGCAGCUGUUCAAUGUUCACAAGUACAAUUUUUAACUAUAACAGCAUUGGAGGAUCUUUAUGAUGGGGCAUUAGGGACACUGUUAGGAAAGAAAUAGUUGUCAUAUUAUGACUUCUCAAAUAGUGGAUUUUUUUUUUUUCUGUUAAUAUUGUUUUGUUGGCAAAAAAUUUUUUCUUAAAAUGUUACUUUUUUCCCCCCUCCAAAAUUACGUUUUUGUCAAAACAUUCCAAUUUUUUUAAUAUUUUGACUUUUUACUCGUGAUGUUGACUCACAAGUCAUAAUUUUACAACUUUUUUCUCAAUAUUGUGUACUGUUGAAAUAUUAGGACUCUUCUCCAAAAUAUUCCUAUUUCUUUUUCCCCCCUGUAAUGUCAUGACUCAUAGGACCUUUUUUUGUCAUAGUAUUUCUUUUUUCUCGCAAUGUUGAGACUUUUUUAGUAAAAUGAUGGCUUUCUUGUAACAUUA
Messenger RNA from Xiphias gladius (swordfish), 6666 nucleotides. RefSeq lists its product as uncharacterized. Bases 209 to 5521 code for a protein of 1770 amino acids. The transcript is spliced from 23 exons. Lineage: Eukaryota; Metazoa; Chordata; Actinopteri; Istiophoriformes; Xiphiidae. The record is from RefSeq and is a predicted model, not a curated record.